Lactuca virosa is the source of this 1497-nucleotide messenger RNA. NCBI's taxonomy places the organism in Eukaryota, Viridiplantae, Streptophyta, Magnoliopsida, Asterales, Asteraceae. The record is from the annotation of a GenBank genome assembly.
AUGCGGAGGGUAGAUAUUCCUUCCAGUGAAGGACUGAUAGUCGAUGAUGAGACAAAUGACGUGUCCAUUGUCCUUUACUCCAACGCAUCUACCAGGACUUUCAGCAUUGAUCUUGAUGACUACUCUCCUCCAAUUCCAAGAGAGUCUCAAGAAAAGGAUAACAACUUUCAAGAAUAUCUUGAAUGUAUGGAAGAAAGUAUGUGUAUCCUCAAUGAGAAAACAAAAGCACGGGUCAAAACACUUCAAGUCACUAUUGAAGAUUUUGAAGGCACAACUGCUUAUAUUAAAGGACAAGUUGCUCGCAACAUGCGGAGGAUUGAAACUCUAGAUCACAAAAUUCAUAACACUAUUGAAUCCUGUCUCUCUCCAAUGAAUCAGAAGAUAGAUGACUUCAUACAAUCCUUAUCCAAUCUAGAGUCUGUCUAUGAAGCCAAAUUGGAUCAUAUGCAUAAUUAUGUUACAGCUCAAGACCGCUAUAUCUCCACUCUUGAGAAGUCCAUUGCUGAACUAUCUAAAGCUUCUGCAUCAUCCUCCACUCUCCCUUUCAGGCGUUCAAAGACUGUUCAGUUGCUAGUCGAUGAAGUCAAGGCUAUCAAGCAACAAUCUUCCUCUUCAGAUCUAUGUGCUCUUCAACAAAAGAUUGCAUCAACUGAUUCCAAACUUGACUUGAUCUUAGCAAAUCCAUCUGGUUCAAAUGAGAGGCCACCUGAACCAGAGGGGGAAAAGGUCCACGAGAGAAGAUCAAGUCAGUCUCCUAUCAUACACCAAAUUCCAGACUCACCAAAUGAGUUUGAGAAAAGGAGACAUGAGAAAAUAGAGUCACUUGACAAAAUGGCUGUUGAUGCACGAUUAAAGGCUCAACAGAACAGAGCAAAGUUAGCUGAGAAAGAAAAGGAACUCGUUCGACGACAAGGGAUCAAAGAUCCAUCUCUAAAAGUUCCAAGAAGGAAAGAUGUUUACUUCUCCAAACCUGUUAUCAUAUCAGAACCAAUCACUCAGCCAAAGCUUUCUCAAAUUGAUCCCAAGUAUAAGGGAAAACAGAAGAUUAUCUUCAAGUCCAAGAAGGAAUUAGUUAAAGAAGCUCAAAUGGAGAUAGAUGAAGAAUUAGCUAAGCAACUUAAGGCUAAGGAAUUAAAGUCUAAACAAGAGAUGCUUCUCAAAAGGAAACCUUCAGAGAUCUCGACUGAAGAAAGGAGUACAUGGCAUGAUGAACAAUAUAGAGUGUCUUCACCUAAAAGAACCAUCUUCUUUAACCCUGAUAGAGAUUCCUAUCAAAAGGUAAAAGUCAUUAAGCCCACAAAUUCCUUUACACCUCCUUCAGACCUCACUAAAGAAAAUUGGGAUAUUCCUGCACCCCCGAAUGGUGUGAAGUUCAAUUUAUGGCCAAGUGAAAUUUAUCUAGUUGAGGUUGAUAUAGACGUUGAAGAGAUAGAGAAAAAAUUCUUCGUGAAGAAAUCAAUUCAAGUUGUACCUGUAUGGUCAAAUUGGCAAAAUUGA